Molecule: messenger RNA, 1341 nt
Organism: Fusarium keratoplasticum
Lineage: Eukaryota; Fungi; Ascomycota; Sordariomycetes; Hypocreales; Nectriaceae
Exons: 2
Coding region: 1-1341 (446 amino acids)
Source: RefSeq, a predicted model, not a curated record
AUGAGAACAUCACCAGCGAUCUACCAGCAGAGAGUCUCCAACCAUCUCAAGAUGGACAUAGAUAAGCUCAAAGCUGUCUUUCCUAGCGACUCAAUGUACUUCUGGAAGGAGCUUUCCUUGCUGUCUAAUGAGCAUCGAGACUGGCGUACGGUGUCGGAGGCGCUCAACGAGGCACAGAACCGUCGUUGCCAAGAGAAGAGACGAGGUGUGUCCACAGCGAGGAAAUGGUUGCCCCAAGAUGCUAAAGAGGCCAAGAAGGCCCUUGACGCUGGUGGCACAUUUGACCUAACCCUUCGAAUAAAGGAGCCGCCAAAGUCAUGUGUAACCGGGUCACCCCCUUUGGCCGAUGAACUCCCUGUUCCUGCUAAACCCAACAUUGUUACGGCCGAACUUCACAACUGGGACUGGUUUCGUCAGAUGCUUACGACAGGCGAAUUGAAGGAUCACAUCGAAGCCAUUGAAGCUGACCAGGCCGUUGUCUUUGUCGCCUACACUGGCGCAGAGUGGACAGAGAAUGGACUUGAGCAGUUCUACCGGGACAUGGAACCCCUCUGCGCCAUGCUUCCCCAUCUGAGGAUGUACCCCAGCCACGAUGAGUUUAUGGCUGUCAAUCUUAAAUUCCCCGACAUCGCAGCCAUGGACCGUAUCGCCAAAACUGCCCCAACGCUGUACGCCUACAGACCCCAGACCUGCUUUGGGAUGGGGAAAUGCACCCUCGAUACUCCCAAGGGCGAGAAGACCGUCAUUAAACGCAACUUCAGUGACGCUUCGAGCCACGUGAAGAUUGUACAAGGACCCACGGGCCACCAGCUCAAGCUGGCUUGCUUCACCGGAGAACGUGUCAAAACUAGACAACCUGAGCCCGAAAAGGAUGAGCCCAGCGCGAGAUGGUUUCACAUGGAGUACAUCCCCACUUUCAAGACGGUAGGCGAGUACAGAGUUCAUCUCUGUGGCGACAAUGUUGUUUCAAUCGGUAUUUCCAAGUUUGUCAAAGACAAGCUUGAGGUUCGGUCUGUCAGUGACGACGAUUUCGCAUGGUUCUCCAAGGGACAGGAGGAGCAGCAGAAGAAGCGACAAGAACUGUGUGACUUUGCUCGCUACCAACGAAAGAAGUUGCUCGAGCAACCAAAUGCCGACAAGGCUUUUGAGUCUCUCCGCGUUGGUGUGAGGAUCGACAUUGGUGUCUCGGAGGAGUCGCCCGAGGGACGGUUCUUUGGCCUGGAGCUUACGCGCUGGUGGAACGCGAAUCAGAUGCCUGCGUUCGUGCUUCCCGACCCUUACACGGAGGCUUCGUUGAAGUAUGGCAGGGCUUUGGCGAUGGAGUUGACUGGUCGCCGCUGA